Molecule: messenger RNA, 1653 nt
Organism: Symbiodinium sp. CCMP2592
Lineage: Eukaryota; Dinophyceae; Suessiales; Symbiodiniaceae
Source: the annotation of a GenBank genome assembly
AUGGAAACAGAGCUCAGCGAGGCCACUGGCCUCCCCAGCGGAUGGCGCGAGCGAUCGACGAUCAUCCUGCACGGCCCGAAAGCUGGAGGGACUCAGACGGUCUUUGAGGAUGACUUCGGCAAGAAGGCGAAUAGCCUCGAAAAGCUGAUGAAGCUGAUUAGCGACCGAACCGGGGAAGAUAUGCAAAAGCUGCUGCGGCGAAGCAUGGACAUCCGGAAUCCUCCAAAAUCGAAGCGCGCGAAAGCUGAGCCGAAAGCAAAGGAGCGGCUUGCGCAGCUGAAAACGGAUGACUGGAGCAACGGCAUGGGUGGAGACGCAGAAGCUGCCAAAGCAAAGGCCAAGUUUUCAGCGCAAGUGAUCAAGGAGGAAGAGGUGGAAGCAGAAAAGGAGCAGCCGGCGCAGCCAGCCGAGAAGGGCGAGGCUCCGGAAGAGAGCCCUGCGGAGCAGGCUGCGAAGGCGGACGCGCCGGCUCCGAAGUCAAGGAAGCGGCGGAAAGAGAUGGAUCCUGGCUACCUGGAUCCCGACACCCUCCUCCCAAAGGGAUGGUCAACGGUGGAGAAGCAGUACAAGACCGGCGGCAGCGUUGGCAAGACGUAUGUUCGCUUCCAGUACAAUGGGACUGGCGCACUCAUGCCUUCUAUUUCUGCGGUCAUGCGUGCGCACCAAGAGCUGACUGGUGAAGACUUGAUGCCCCUGUACAACAAACUGAAGGCGGAGAAGAAAGCGCAGGUGCUAUCACCAGAAGUGCGGAAGGAGAAACGCGAACAGCACGUCGCACUUUUCCGUGAGCGCUAUCCGGCUUUGACUGGGGCCAUGGUCUGCGCUUUCCCAGGCUGGACAGGCGAGUCCAAGCAUUUGCAAAAUUGCGGGCAGAACAGCGCAAACUACUACGAUCCCAGCGGCAGAACCUGGAAGUUGCUAAAGGACAUCGAGGCCCACUUUGGAAAGCUCAUCGAGGAAGGCAAGGAGGAUGAAAUCCCAGACAUCGAGGCAGCGAAGAACUCACAGGCAAAGGAUGAGAACGGCCGCGUGAUCAAUGUUGCCAGGCAGCAAAUUGUGGAAGAGUUCACGGUGGUGCAGGAGUCGGACAAGAAGAAAAAGAAGAAGAGCAACGUGCCUUCCCUGAGCAAGACCAUCGUGGACUAUAGCCACUACCGUCAAUCUCCGCACCUGAAGAUCUACGAUGCUUACAACAUGUCGGAGAAAGAGAUCGAAGCGGAGGAGAUCUCCUAUGAUGGACGGGGCCUACUUCAGGAGGGGAAGAAGAUCCACAAGCUUCUGGUGGAGAGGGGAUUUGCGGAGACGACGCGACUCCUGUACAUGUGGGGCAGCGAGAGGAAGGUCACCGGUUCGAAGGUGAUCCGAAAGCUCACCGGCUGGUACUACGAAAAAGACUCCGGAUCUGACCCUGCGAUGGGCCCCUGUUUCCAGCAGGUGAAGCUGGAGGACAAGAAGAUUCACUGCACCGAAUGCCACAUGUUUCGGAGCCCCCAUAACUUCUGGAAGCUGGGCCGCAUGACCGACGACAAGGCCGGCUGGGCCAUUUGCCAAGAUCAAGGGCGCGAGGCAUGGAACUUGACCAAAGACUGGGAAUUGUACGAGCCGCCCCAGCUUGAGCUGCCGACAGAAACUCCGAACCAGUCAUCUCCGUGA